AUGGCAGCCAUCUCCCAAGACUUCUCUUCCCAGCCGUCGACGGCCUCCUCUCCCGUCGCCCACCCACUAUGCCCGCUCACCGCGGCGGAGAUAUCCACCACGGCUGAGCUGGUGAGAUCCGUGUGGCCCUCGACGAUCGACCUCCGCUUCAAGGUGAUUACGCUGGACGAACCGUCCAAGAAGUCCAUGAUCCCCUACCUCGACGCCGAGCAUUCAUCCGCCGGGUCGUCGUCUCUCCCCGCCAUCCCACGCAAGGCCUUUGUGUCCUACUACAUCCGCAACACCAACCGCUUCCACGAGGCCGUGGUCAAUCUGUCCAGCCGCACCGUCGAGAGCAAUGUCCGAUUGGGCCCCAACCAGCAUGGCAACGGCGACUACGACGAGAUUCUCCAGGUGGAGAAGAACGCACUCGAGGACGAGGCCGUCAAGGAGGCACUCAAGAAGUUGAAGUUGCCAGAAGGAACCGUCGUGUGUGCCGACCCUUGGAUCUACGGAUCGGACGGCGUCAACGACGACGAGCGCAUGUACCAGGUCUUCCUGUACAUGCGCGACCCCAACAACCCGUCGGAAGUGGACAGCAACCACUACGCGUUCCCGCUGCCCAUCUCGCCCGUGAUCGACUGUGUCGAAUACAAAGUCAUCCGCAUCGACUACCUCCCCACGGGGGCCGACAACACCAUCCACGAGCCGCGACCGUACCAGGCCAAGCCGCCCAACGAGUACGUCAGCGAGUACCAGAAGUUGCGGACCGACAUGAAGCCGCUCCGGGUGAUUCAGCCCGAAGGGGCGAGCUUCACGCUCACGUCCGUGGGCGAGACGGGCCACCUGCUUGCGUGGCAGAAAUGGAGCUUCCGUGUCGGCUACAACCAGCGCGAGGGCAUGGUGCUGUACGACGUCCGCUACGACGGGCGCCCGCUCUUCUACCGCCUCAGCCUGAGCGACAUGAACAUCCCCUACGCCGACCCCCGCCACCCCUUCCACAAGAAGUCGGCCUACGACCUGGGCGACGCCGGCGCGGGCGCCAUGGCCAACAACCUCCAGCUCGGGUGCGAUUGCCUGGGCCACAUCCAGUAUCUCUCGGCCGUCAUCACCGACGACAAGGGCGUCCCGACCCCGUUGGAGAACUGCGUCUGUGUCCACGAACAAGACGCCGGCAUUGGGUGGAAACACACCAACUACCGCACGGGGCGUGCCGCCGUGGUGCGUCAACGGGAACUGGUCCUGCAGAGCAUCAUCACCGUCAGCAACUACGAGUACAUCCUGGCCUUUAUGUUCAACCAGGCCGGUGAGGUCAUCUACGAAGUCCGCGCCACGGGCGUCUUGUCGACGCAGCCCAUCGAUCACGAAUUGGACAAGGUGGGCGUCCCCUUUGGCACCGUCGUCCACCCGGGCGUCCUGGCCGUGCACCAUCAGCACAUCUUCUCGCUGCGUGUGGACCCCAUGAUCGAGGGACACGAGAACCGACUGGUCUACGACGAGGCGCACGCGCUGCCGCUGUCGGAGGACUGGAACCCGCACGGGGUGGCGUACGAAGUGUCCGAGACGGUGGUCGAACACGCGCAGGGCCUGGACCUGAACCCGGAGGCGAACCGGGUGUUCAAGAUCCAGAACCCGGCGGUGCGCAACCCGAUCAACGGCAAGCCGGUGGCGUACAAGAUCCACGCGCCGCCGUUCCAGAAGAUGCUGUCGCUGCCGAGCUCGUACAACUGGAAACGGGCCGAGUUCGCCGACCACAACAUCUACGUGACGACGCACCAGGACCGCGAGCUGUUCUCGGGCGGGUGGUACACGAACCAGAGCCGCGGCGGCACGGGGGUGCGCAGCUGGGCGGCGCGCAAGGACAGCGUCGUCGACACGGACAUUGUCGUGUGGAUCCAGUUCGGCAUCAACCACGUGCCGCGCAUCGAGGACUUCCCCGUCAUGCCCUGCGAGAUCCUCAAGGUGAGCCUCAAGCCCGUCAACUUUUUCGACAAGAACCCGGCCCUCGACGUCCCGCCCAGCGAGCAGACCUUUAACCGCUCCACCUUGGUGAGUGAGAUGCACCACCAGCCCACCACCGAGGCCGUCGUCGGCCAGGCCGGCGAGUGCUGCCAACCGGGCGACAGCAAGAGUAAAUUGUGA
Molecule: messenger RNA, 2121 nt
Organism: Fonsecaea nubica
Lineage: Eukaryota; Fungi; Ascomycota; Eurotiomycetes; Chaetothyriales; Herpotrichiellaceae
Exons: 2
Coding region: 1-2121 (706 amino acids)
Biological process (GO): amine metabolic process
Molecular function (GO): copper ion binding; quinone binding; primary methylamine oxidase activity
Source: RefSeq, a predicted model, not a curated record